UCCUUUUGGUGGCAGAAUUUCCGCCACCCUCCCACUUCGAUUUCCUGUUCCCGCACAGUCAACCAGCCUAAGAUCCCACGCAGAUUUGCUGGAAAGCGGCUAGCAGCUAUGUCUACGAGCUGGUGGGAUGAUUUCUCGAAUAACCUGGCAACGGAUCUGGCUCCCCUGGUUGCUCUUCUUGGCGAAUCCCCCACGAAGCAGUAUCUCAGCGAGUGCUUGACACUUGAAGACGUUAUCAUCUUCGCUAUGGGCCCCAUGGGUAUCAUCACUGCCAUAGUAUCCGCGAUUCGGGUAUGUGGGGGCCCCUCGCUUAGGGCCUUUAUUGGAAGAGCCCAAGAAGGGGCGGGGGCUGCCGAGGCAGAGUUGUGUUCAUCUACUAGCCCUGAUGUCUGCGAGCUUUACAACAACAACGGCAUUGCUCGCAUCUUCGGCCGCCCGAAGCUGCUCGAGAUUAUACACAACCCUGAGCCUGAUGGUAAAGAAUUCUUCUCCGCCAAGCGAGUUGAGGCCACAGCUGGCCUGUACUCGUCCAAAGAAUACAUCGGGAAAAAUCGUCAUCCAUGGACCGAACCAAAGAAAGUUGCGUGGUGGGAUAGGAGAAGUAGGGAUUCACAAACGACGACAAAUUUCGCUCCAAGCCCAAAUCUAUCUCUCAAUAUCGGAAUCGAAUCGCGUGGUCGAAUUUGGUUCACCACUGUUGCCGUUUUGGGAGCGUUGCUACAGUCGGCAGUCUUGGUAUGGGCCGCCCUCGCAAGGUAUUACUACCUAUGGAUAAGGGAAAGCCAGGAAGAUGAAUAUGCAAUUCCCCUAACCGUCGUUGGGACAGUCUUGCUUUGCCUGGGAAUGGGUCUGUGUGCCUAUCUCAUCGAGAACAAGACCGGGGAGCGUAUUUACCGCCGAGCUGCCGGCAAGGACGCUUUUAGGAUGUAUUGGAUCCAACCAGGAAAUCAAAGAGUAGGCGACCAGGUCUUCGAAUCUUUCGCUUACACCGAUGAAAAAUAUCCUCUUCAGAGAUAUAUUACGUCGUGGAAAAAAACGGAUAAAUCAAUACCACGUACGUGCUGGAUUCGGACCGCAGUUGCAACAACUACGGCAGGCUUCUUCUGCCAGUUUCUUGGCCUUAGAGCUUGCCACCCUUCUGUCGCAGUCGCCCAGUUCAUCGUAACCAUCUUCAUGAGCCUCAUUCGUGCGGGGCUGAGAACCCGCCGAUUGAAGAGAGAGGACAACGUUAUGGAGCGCUACCCGGCCUUUAUAGAGGGACACGAACUGGACUUUUUGGCAUUUAGGCUUGGACACGGUAUAUUCGGCAUUCCACCCGAACCCUGCUACUGGACUAAUAAAGACUCACGUCACCUAUGGAUGGUGUCCAGUAUUUCGGAAAAUGGCCAGCUAGAAACUGACACCCCUGCCGCCAACACACCUCCCGACCCCCGCGAGAAUGAAGACGACAAGUCCAAGGCAUUGCAAAAACUAAAUGUUGAAAACUCGUCAAUCUUGUCGGGCUUUCGAAUUAAUCCGGAAGCCUCGUACCGCUCGGAACCCUGUCUGGUCUCUACGGCGAAGAAGGAGAUCAGCCAAUGGAUCGAAGAGAGAUAUAGAAUGGAUCAGGAUCAUCCCCAAGGACAAAAAACUACUGUUCCUUUAAACGCCGCUGUGAAAACAUUUCUCUACCGGAGCCGCCUUGCCCACCUGACAGGGUUAGAAGCACCGAAGUCAGAUGAUAGCGACUGUUGGGGGGGGAAGUUUGUUGCUGUGCGAGAUGCCGCCCUUAUUCUGGCGCUUGCUAUCGAAGAUACCAUGGAAAUCCUCUUUGCUCCGGACUCACAGCCACCGGUAAAGCUUUAUGAGCCAUGGGAUAAAGCUGUACGGAUAUUUUGGACGGCCCGAUGUUCCCUGUGGAAUCCCCCAAUUCAAAAAGAGUCCCAGGGCAAUAGCAUCCGUAUGUCCUUGGACCCCCAAAAAGAGUUCCAGAGCAAUAGCAUCCAUAUGUCCUUGGAGAAAGCAAUCGGCCAGGGUGGUCCUGAGGGUCCAUGGAGGGCUGAUAGAUCGGAACUAGAAGCCUUGCUCAGCCUGUGGGUAUGGUCACUGAAAGAGCCAUCCGAGAUAGAGGGCGCAAAGGAGACGGAUUCCAAAAGGGCGGGUCCGAGCAUAAGUCGAAUUCUCGCAAUCCAGGAAGAUGCCAAGGAUGAGUCUAGCGAAAGACUUAAUUUGGAGAUCUGGCGCGAGCAAGGCCGCAAAAGGAUACAAAAAAGAAGGCUACAAGUAGAUGCCAAUUGUGGCCGUUCGGGAAACCGGAGCGAGUUGAGAGCGCUCGACUGGGUAGAGGUCGAGAAUGCAGUGUGGUGGAAGGACGACGGAAAGUUCAUUGUAAGGAACGGGGGACAGCCCCAAGGCUCCCGCAACCAGAGACGAUUCUUUGGGUGGCACAGCGUGAAGAAAACGUGGCCAUGCCGCGAACUUGCAGUUCUGGAGACGACUUCGAAGAGUUCACUCGUGCUGAACUGCGCCCAGGAAAUUUAUUCCACGUUUUUGACGGCAAUUCUGAAAAUUGUUGGCGACUUUGGGUCCACAACGGUCAGGCAGCAUGAGGAGGGCUUAACGGCCACAAACGAUAACAUAGAAAGGAUUCGAAACGCUCUCGAGUUGCGAGGCUUGUGUGACACAGAUGAAUCCUUCGCCUGCGUUAUCCCAGUUUUGAUAACCGAGAAUAAGCUGAAACCUCCGGAUCAGAUAUUCUCUGUGGCUAGCCAGCUAGAAAACGAAUACCGGCUCAAUGGAUCGUGGAAAAAGUACAGGGAACUUGUCCACUGGAAACUUGGCCUUUUGUUUGCCGGAGUUUUAAGUGGUGGGGAGCAAGAUUCCGCAGAGAACAUGGAGACCACGAAUCGCUUCAGAUUGUCCUUUAUAGAGGCCUGCGAAAUAGGUCGGCGAGCUCUCCUGAAGAACAACGAGGACGAGGAAAACUUGUUUGGCUACGAAGUAAUUGCCGAGUUGUUUGAGCGGUACUCCCAAGAUGAAGAUUUGAAGAAGAUCUCAUUCAUUUGGGUUGACUCCGAGACUGUGCCGGGUCGGGGGUCCGCCCUUAGUUUGGCUGAUGCCAUCCAGUGUUACGGCCAAGUUGCCCUCUGGUGCCUGGAGAAGGAGAGCAGGCCGCUGAGAAGCCAAAAACAAGAGGCCGAAAAAAAACUAUCGAAAGAUUCCCCCACUCCGAAGCCAAUCUCGCCUAGUCUUCUCGAUGCAAUUCGGGGCUCAGAUUUAAGCUCUACACUGUACCAUCUGCAGAGGAAAUACCUCCCAGAGCCACGAAAGACUCAGGCAUUCAUAUCUGCCUCCCGAACGGGUUGGUACAUGGUUAUGGAGACAUUACUGAAGCUUGGUGCCUCGCCCAACCAGGAGGACGAGAGGAAUCGAACUGCCUUAUCAUAUGCCUUAGAACUUGGCGACAUCAACUCGGCGAGGGUACUUAUUGAAAAGGAAGCGGAGUUGAAUACCAGAGGUUUGGACGACCCGGAAAAGUGGCGGAGGAUUUGCCGCCACGCCGCAAAACAAGGGCGCACGAUGAUCAUGAAAGAGAUGCUGGAGAAGUGGGGAAGCAGCUUAUUCCACGACGAAGACGACCAGGGCAUGACACCACUAGGCUGGGCGAUCACAGCAGGAAACGCUGCUACUGUGCGGGUGCUCUUGAGUGACAGCUGGAUUGGCCAUAAUGAGUACUAUACCAAGCCACCACUCCACCUCGCCAUCAAGGAAGGAAGGGAAGACAUGGUGGACAUGCUCCUGGAGGCCGGGCUGGAUCCAAAUUUCAAGAACGACAGUCUGUCUACUAUCAAUUCUCCACCGCUCGUAUACGCAGUCAAACUGGGAGUAGGGGACAGGCCUUCAAAGGAGUCGAUAUUUACGAGGAUCCUAAACACCAAGAAUGUCGAUGUAGCUUGCACAGACGGUGCGGGCAGAACAGCCCUCUGGUGGGCAGCAGCUUUAGGUCUCGAUUCAUACGUGCAGGGGCUGUUGAAGUCUGAGAACGUGAAAGUUCUCAACAAACCAGAUCACCACGGUACCACGCCGCUUUCUAUUGCAGUGCAAGCAGGUAAUCUUGGGGCGGUUCGCCUUCUGCAGGAGACAGAACUAAGCGAUAAUAACGUACACUUGAGGGAUAUUUUCAUUGCUGCCAAAAACGGGAAAACGUCUAUCGUUGAGGAGCUACUCCCGCCUCGGAUCAGAAGGAAAGACGAUGCGGCACGGCUAUUGGAGAGGCAUGGACUGGAAGAAAUGUGGCCCACCAUCGCGAGAAGCAGAUUCUGGCACCGGGAUGGCGAGUAUUACAACGAUAAUAUCGAGGGCGGAAGCAAUUUCGACAGGGCCUUGCAGGAAAUUGGGCCUUUGCCUGGAGACCAAAACGAAACAAGAGUGUCAUUGAAGCUGUGGGGGUCGGGUGAGGAGUGGCUGAGCCCGGAUGUAGCUACUAUUUCUCGGUAGCUAUUACAGAGCCAGCUGGCUGGCGCAACGAUAGAAUUGCCGACUCGGGGGACUCUUGUAUAGCAACUCGAUCAAUCAGUUACCCUACCGUAGGUUUCGGCAGGUUGUCAGAUAUUGGGUAUAAGCAGCGCUCGCAUUUCUGCGGCAUCACCUUUUUGUGCCUUGGGCAGUACGACACGAACCCGCGUGUUAUACCUGCUAUAUCAACAUUCGCCACUAGGUGCCUAGGCGUGGCCGACAGUCUGUCUAACCCACAACUAAAGUCGCUGUGAGUGAGACCGGCUGGUGGCGAACGUGAGAGCUAGGCGUUUAAGUAUCAGUAUUAAUACAGAUGGCUGUGGCGGCUCGUUGAUACUACCCUCCU
This is a messenger RNA of Durotheca rogersii, 4840 nucleotides long. Its product is annotated as putative ankyrin repeat protein. The record is from RefSeq and is a predicted model, not a curated record. The transcript has 2 exons. Bases 109 to 4476 code for a protein of 1455 amino acids. Lineage: Eukaryota; Fungi; Ascomycota; Sordariomycetes; Xylariales; Xylariaceae. Gene Ontology annotation, molecular function: protein binding.